Molecule: messenger RNA, 2227 nt
Organism: Phlebotomus papatasi
Lineage: Eukaryota; Metazoa; Arthropoda; Insecta; Diptera; Psychodidae
Gene: babo
Product: TGF-beta receptor type-1
Exons: 2
Coding region: 285-1934 (549 amino acids)
Biological process (GO): nervous system development; protein phosphorylation; activin receptor signaling pathway
Cellular component (GO): plasma membrane; activin receptor complex
Molecular function (GO): activin binding; activin receptor activity, type I; ATP binding
Source: RefSeq, a predicted model, not a curated record
UUCAUUCUUCGUGUGUCGUGCUCUCAAAAAUGGUGGUCUUUUGUUUCUUGAGAAAGUUUCUCUAAAAAUAUUAACAAAUAUUGCUGCAAGUGUAGUGAAUUUGAUCAGAAAACCUUCUUCCAGGUGUUCUGUCACAAAUGAAAGCAGAUCCUAUUUGUGAGACUGUCAAAGAUAAAGAAAAUAAUAUAAUGAAUAAAAAACAAUAUUAAGUGAUUUUAAAAAAAGUGAAAGGGACUUUUCAUAAAAUAUUUUGUAUUGAUAGAAAAGUUUAAAAGAGGAAAAUUAUGAAAACGAGUGUUGUGCAGUUUCUGGUCUUGUUGACCAUUUUAAAUAUUGUAAAUAGUGUCCUUGCGGCCUCAGCAUUCAGAUCCGUAGAGACACACUACGUCAGUGAAGUGGAAGUCACGGAUGACACAUCGGAAAGGUUGCAAGAAACUGAAAAGUCUGUAACAUCCGGCAGUUCCAGGGCUGUCGAUACCUACCGAAAUACAUCCACGGAGGAAUUUUCUACGCCAAAGCCAAAGUUAAAGUGUCACUGUGAUUUGUGCGCGGAGACGAAUUUUGUUUGUGAAACCGAAGCCCUCUGUUUUACGUCUGUUGAGCUUAAGCGCGGCAGGGAAAUUGUAUCGUAUAGAUGCCUAACGGAUGCCAAUAUCCUGCACGAUCGCCUGCCAAUACAGUGCUUGACGUCCAAGGAGAAGCUCAAGGAAUACAAUGUGAAAUGCUGUGAUACGGAUUUCUGCAACAAUGACAUUUGGGUAACGAUUUUGCGGAAGCAGGUACUUGAGGAUCAGGAAGUUGUCAAUUGGGACAUUGUAUUCUAUUUUGUGGCCUUCACCUUUGUCAUAUGUUCCGUGCUAUGUGGAAUGUAUUACAUGUGUUGGCGCCGAAAGAGGUGCAAUGGUGUAAGAUCUUUCGUAAUUGAUGAUUCAGAAUGCGACAGAAUCCUCCAUGGACACACAAUUCAGGACAUGAUUGAACUGACAACUUCGGGAUCGGGUUCAGCGGGUCUUCCGCUUCUCGUGCAACGCUCAAUUGCUCGACAGAUUCAGCUGAUUGAGAUUAUUGGUAAGGGAAGAUUUGGGGAGGUGUAUCAGGGUAGAUGGAGAGGUGAGAAUGUGGCUGUGAAGAUUUUCUCAUCACGUGAAGAAUGUUCAUGGUUCCGUGAGGCUGAAAUCUACCAAACAGUGAUGUUGCGACAUGAGAACAUCUUGGGCUUCAUUGCAGCGGACAACAAGGACAAUGGUACAUGGACACAAUUAUGGCUAGUAACAGAUUACCAUGAGAAUGGAUCACUCUUUGACUUCCUCACCCUGAGUACAGUUGACACACGAACGAUGUUGGUGAUGUCUCUGUCAAUUGCCACAGGUUUGGCACAUUUGCACAUGGACAUUGUCGGGACUAAGGGGAAACCAGCAAUUGCCCAUCGAGAUCUCAAAACUAAGAAUAUUCUGGUUAAAGCUAACCUCAGCUGUGCUAUUGGAGACUUGGGUCUGGCCGUAAGGCAUGAUGUUAAAAACGAUACAGUCGAUAUCCCGGCUACGCAUCGUGUUGGAACAAAACGUUACAUGGCUCCCGAAGUGCUAGAAGACACAAUAAAUCCCACCCAAUUUGAUUCCUUUAAACGUGCCGAUGUCUAUGCCUUUGGGUUGAUUUUAUGGGAAAUUGCCAGGAGGUGCAAUGUUGGUGGAAUUUAUGAUGAAUACCAACUACCCUAUUACGAUCUCGUGCAACCGGAUCCGACCAUUGAGGAGAUGCGAAAAGUUGUUUGUGUGGACAAACAGAGGCCCAAUGUACCCAACAGAUGGCAUACCAAUGGAGUCCUUCACAGUAUCGCCAAGGUGAUGAAGGAAUGUUGGUAUCAGAAUCCAGCUGCCCGACUUACAGCUCUCAGGAUCAAAAAGACCUUGGCGAAUGUCAGUAAUGAGGAUUGAGGUGGUAAGCUGAAAUGUUAUUCAUGUAGAAAUUGAGAUUCAUUGUAAGUGAGAGGUAAAAGAUUGAACGCGCGGGGGGGUUGGCGUAUGCUUGUCCAGAUUUCUUAUGGACAUUGCCUGAUUAUGAAGACAUUGAGCGAGAUUUAUAAUGUUAAAAGUAAGAAUAUUUCUUUUUUCUUUCAUAUACGUUUAGUCCCCUUUUGUACCCUCUCCAAAAAAAAAAAAUGUAAUUAGAGAGUUGUAAUCGAGCACUUGAGAUGAUUACUGUAUUGGAUAUAUUUUUUUUAUAUUUA